AUGUUGAAGUUGUUCGUCUGUUUAUUGGUUGUUUUACCAGCAACUGUAGCUUGGAUGACCGAAUAUGACAAACCUUUUUUGAAAGAAUGUCCAUCAAAACAGUCCGUAUAUUGGAUUAAAAGUCAACACAGUAAUUCCCGUGAGGACAGAGUUUGGGAUUACCGUUGCAGACAUUCCAGUAAAAUAUCCACAACUUCUGAAAUUAACCCGUAUGACGGUACAAUUUUAUUCCAAUGUCCAAGAAAGGGGGCCCUUGUUGGUGUUCAGAGCUACCAUUCCAAUCAUCAUGAAGAUAGAAUAUGGAGUUUUAAAUGUUGUGAUGUUCAUCUAACACGUGGAGCGAACUGUUUGUUCACCAAAUCUUUUGUAAACCAGUACGAUGCCGUGAUGGAUUAUAAAAUCACACCAGCUAAUAAUUAUCUGACUGGUGUUUACAGUGAACAUAACAAUCAUAGAGAGGACCGAGUUUGGAGAUUUGAAACCUGUUCAAUUGUUCACUGA
This is a messenger RNA of Lottia gigantea (owl limpet), 501 nucleotides long. RefSeq lists its product as hypothetical. Lineage: Eukaryota; Metazoa; Mollusca; Gastropoda; Lottiidae. The transcript is spliced from 4 exons. Bases 1 to 501 code for a protein of 166 amino acids. The record is from RefSeq and is a predicted model, not a curated record.